Molecule: messenger RNA, 2208 nt
Organism: Styela clava
Lineage: Eukaryota; Metazoa; Chordata; Ascidiacea; Stolidobranchia; Styelidae
Product: recombining binding protein suppressor of hairless-like
Biological process (GO): regulation of transcription by RNA polymerase II
Cellular component (GO): nucleus
Molecular function (GO): DNA-binding transcription activator activity, RNA polymerase II-specific; RNA polymerase II cis-regulatory region sequence-specific DNA binding
Source: RefSeq, a predicted model, not a curated record
AUGGCAGACCUGUUCCUUCCUCCGAUGACUCCGUGCACACCUGAUCCUGGUGGUCGAAGUUCUAUAUCACAACAGCAUAAUUUUACCAUACCUAACCGAGAACUGACACUCCAGACUCCUGCACCACCAAGAACGAAUCCGGAUGAAGAUCCUACUUUGACUUGGGUUCGAUCUCUACCUUCACCUUUCAGCCCAUUUGACGAAUUUGGUGAAGUAGCAUCAUUUUCACAGGACUGCACUUUUGCUCUGGCAGAUCACAACGAAACUAAAGAAGAAAGCCCGUUGUCUAAAGAGAGAGAUGUGUCAGAUAAAGAUAAGCCCGCGAAUGUCGUGUGUGAGACUAUGAAGAAAAGAAAAGAAAAUUCAUUUUCAACUUCUCAUGCGGUUUUAGUAGAAGACAAUAUAACAGACAAAGCAAAUCUUAAAGUUUAUCAAAUUGGAAAGCAAAAUCCAAAUUUUCAUUCCGUACCCAAAAUUGAAUACGGUUCGACAUCACCGUCGCAGACACCAAGCAUAGUUAUAGAUCUCACAGAAGACGGCAGCGGCAAAGAAGCUCCAAUUAAAAAAAUUUCUGCUGAAAGAGCUGCAAUCAGAGAAGUUUUAUCUCCGUCAAGGAAUUCUCGAAAAAGAGCGCUGGAGACAGCUUCGCCGAGCGCUCAUGACUCUGUGAAGAAACGAAUUAUUGGGACGACACCUAGUGGCAAUGUUAUAGAAGUUAGGGAAACAUUUACUCCAAACGAAAGAGCUUCCUCUGUUGAAAGUUAUUGCAGUACAUCAUCUGAUAUGGUAUUAUCACCUUCUGUAUGUCUUCCUAAUCAUCGUAUGAUGAGAGAUAUUGUACGAAGAUAUUUAAAAAGAAGAGAUGAAAUGAGAAUAAUUAUUCUUCAUGCAAAAGUUGUCCAGAAAUCUUACGGAUCUGAAAAAAGAUUUUUUUGUCCUCCACCAUGCAUUCGUUUAUUUGGAAGUGGUUGGAAAACCAAACAGAGGAGAAAAAUAUCAUCAUCUGCUUCGUCGUCAUCACCAAUGCCAUCACCUGCUGCAAUAGGUUCGCCAGCGCCAUCUACCGUCACUAAAGCAUCUGAUGUUUGUGCUUUCAUAGGAGUAGGAGGCGGAGACUUGCAACAACUUCACUUGGACACAACAAAGAAUUAUGCCGCAGCAAGAAACCUUCACACACCUGAUUCAGACAAAAGAAAACACUUUCAACUUCACGUUAAAAUGUUUUAUGGAGAUGGAUCUGAAAUUGGUAGAUUUCUCUCGCAACGAAUAAAAGUUAUUUCUAAGCCAAGCAAGAAAAAACAGAGCGUCAAAAAUCCGGAAUUAUGCAUUGCAUCUGGAACAAAAGUUUCGUUCUUCAAUCGCUUGCGAUCUCAAACAGUUUCAACUCGAUAUCUAUUUGCAACAAGACGAGGAUAUUGCGCAAGUUCAACACAGUGGGGAGCAUUUUCAAUAUACCUAGCAAAAGAAGACGAAGAUGAUAAAAAUAAAUUUGAAUCAUUAGACGGAUAUAUUCAUUACGGAAAUCCUGUAAAACUAGUUUGUUCCGUCACCGGGAUUGCACUGCCGAGAAUAGUAAUAAGAAAGGUCGACAAGCAAGAUGCAAUUAUUGAUACGGAUGAACCGAUAUCACAGCUUCAUAGAUGUGCAAUGUUUCUACAUAACACAAAACGGCAAUAUUUAUGUCUCUCUCAGGAUAAAGUCAUCGCUCAUACAGCAACACCGAACUCUCGCAAUGGCAAUAUGGAUAGACUGAAUGAUGGCUCUUGCUGGACUAUAAUCUCUACUGAGAAGGCCGAGUAUUGUUGGAGCGAUAGUGCUUUACAUAUUACAAAUAGCAUUGGAGUAACCCCCGUUCCCGUAGUGCAUUCUUUGCAGAUUAACGGCGGGGGAGAAAUGGCAAUGGUUGAAUUAAUCGGUGAAAAUUUUACUCCAAAUUUGACGCUAUGGUUUGCGACGGUGGAGGCGAAUACAAUGUACAGGUGUGAAGAAUGUCUAAUCUGCGUCGUACCCGAGAUCGAUAAAAUAAAGCCGGAUUGGAGAUAUGUGAAGGAACCUAUCAAGGUUCCGCUUGUUCUUACACGUGAUGAUGGUCUUUUAUAUCCAACACAUAUUGAUUUCUAUUAUACGCCAGAGCCUGGUCCAAAAGACAAUCCAAAUCCAACUAUAAGGGAAAUAUUACGAAGUAAGAAAUUCAUUAACGGUUUAUAA